Molecule: messenger RNA, 3631 nt
Organism: Asterias rubens (European starfish)
Lineage: Eukaryota; Metazoa; Echinodermata; Asteroidea; Forcipulatida; Asteriidae
Product: integrator complex subunit 6-like
Exons: 16
Coding region: 121-3099 (992 amino acids)
Biological process (GO): snRNA 3'-end processing
Cellular component (GO): integrator complex
Source: RefSeq, a predicted model, not a curated record
AGCUCCGAGCGGGCUGCGAAGAAAAAGAAAGUGCAAGAAAACGUCCUCUAAAACGGGUCAAAACGGCCCCAAAUCAACCCAAAAUUACGUCUGCAGAUGAACUAGAACACGUACUACAAGAUGCCGUUGUUAGUUUUUCUUGUGGACACGAGUUCGUCCAUGAACCAGCGGACUCACCUUGGCACUACGCUACUCGACAUCGCAAAAGGCGCCGUUGAAACCUUCAUGAAGCUUCGCUCCCGGGACCAGGCAAGUCGGACAGACCGCUUCAUGCUUGUCAGCUGCGACGAGCCGCCGGGAACUAUCAAGGCUGGCUGGAAAGACAACCAUCUAGCCUUCAUGAAUGAACUGAAGAAUCUCCAGGCUACCAGUCUAACUGGCUUGGGGCAGUCGCUCAAGAUGACCUUUGACCUUGUGAAUAUCAAUCGGCUUUAUUCAGGAAUUGAUAACUAUGGACAAGGUCGGAAUCCGUUCUACUUGGAGCCAGCCAUGAUAAUUGCAAUCACAGAUGGACACAGACUAACAAACAACAACGGAGUACAAGAUGAGCUAUUAUUACCGAUGAGCAUGGCCAUACAAGGCGGUGAACUGACCAAAGAGCCAUUCCGGUGGGACCAGCGGCUCUUCUCACUGGUACUCCGCAUCCCCGGUGUUGCGCCGGUGGACAAUGACCGCAGCAAUACCAUGGUCAGUGUAGACGGGUCACCAAUUAACGCCAUGUGUGAAGUUACUGGAGGCCGUUCCUAUGCUGUCACAUCCAUGAAGACCCUCAACCAGUGCCUUGAAUCACUCGUCCAGAAAGUUCAGAAUGGAGUUGUGGUCAACUUUGAGAAGGUUGGGUCAGAUCCGGCGCCACUUCCAAACGAUGUCAAGCCACUGCCGGGUUCAAGGUCACCAAUGCCACAUGAAGGGGAGGGGCCUGUAAAUGGUUUCAUCCCUAGCAACGGCCUGACCGACAAUAAACAAUCUGAAACAGAAUCAAAAGAAGCCAAAAUGCCAACACAAAGUGGGUCAAGCUUGUCGAAUCUCAACGUGCCAAAUGCCAACGGCAACGCACGCUCAAACACAGCCUCCCCGGUUCCACCAGACAAGUCAUGGCACAAUUGUCGGAAGCUCAUCUACGUCCGUCCCAACCCCAAGACAGGAUUACCCAUGGGCCAGUGGCCUAUCCCAGAAUCCUUCUGGCCGGAUGUCAACGCACCCACCCUGCAACCACGAGAUGCUCAACCUGCAGUGAAGUUCAUGUGCACAAACUGUGAGCCAAUGUUACUGGAUAAUCUUCCUUUUGACAAGUACGAGCUUGAACCUUCACCUCUGACCCAAUACAUCCUGGAGAGACGCAACCCUAAUGUUUGCUGGCAGGUUUUUGUUGCAAACAGCGGCAAAAACAACGAGCUUGGUCACCCGUUUGGUUAUCUUAAGGCUAGCUCGAACCUGGUCUCGGUCAACCUGUUCAUCAUGCCCUAUAACUACCCAGUACUCCUUCCGCUGCUUGACGAUCUCUUCAAAGUCCACAGGUUAAAACCGUCCCCUAUGUGGAGGCAAGCCUUCGAGAAUUACCUGAGAGAUGUGCCGAGCUACUACGCUGGGCCUUUGAAGAUAGCUCUGCGUCGGAUGGGUGCACCCAACGUCAUACCAGACGGCAUGGAGAACUGUCUCAGCUACACGGUGGUUACUUAUCUCAAGAGGCUUAAGCAGCAGUCAAAGGUCGAGGCAGACAGGAUGGCGGCUAUGAUAGCCAAGAAGCAGAUACAGAGCGAAGUGGGCAUCAAAGUCAUGCCAAGAUCACAGAUGCCAUCUCUUGCCGCACGUAAAGACUUCCAGCAGCUUCUCCAAGCCAUCACGGGCGAGACGGUCACCGUCAGACCCGAUAGUAACAUCACCGAGUUCCCAAACUUCACGCUCCACGUCAGCGAUCGUAACAUCCGACCGCAGACGUACCGUAACUCCUUCGACAUUCCCCGCAAAGAGCUUCUAGAUCAGCUGGUUCGGAUGAGGACCAACUUUCUUCAGCUUGCGCUUUCAAAAUCGGCAAGGUUCAUGAACGAAGAUAAAGUACACAGCAUUCCAAUGGCAGAGAUGGGUAACUACCAGGAAUACCUGAAGAGGAUGCCGAGUCCUCUCAGAGAGGCAGACCCCGCCCCAGCGAGGCUUCACACCUUCGGCAAUCCCUUCAAGUUGGCAUCUGACAAGGAUAAGCAACGAGUCAUGGUAGACGAAGCAGACGUCAACGAAGCCAUGACAGGUCCACAGCAGAGACGACGACUCAGCGACUCGCCUCCUGGCUCCCCAUCACCCAAGCGGGUACGAAGCCCAGCCACCACGCCGCCUAGUCGACGCCCAACCUCACCCGGCGUUCAAGGCGGUAUCAUUCUGAAGAAGCCUCUUGCACAGCUACUGCAAUCAAUAAAGAAAGCAACGUAUGAUGCUCUUAAUGCAGGUUCUGUGGAAGACUCAUCGAAGCAAGAUACCAAACAAUCAACCGAAACUAACCAAACACCUGUGUCCUCAGAGGAGAAAACCACCACAGCCUCGUCGGACAGUGUCCAAGGAACUCAGAACAAAUCUGUGGACCCGGAGCUUGACCAGCUGAACAUGGUCGACCAAGGACUGUCUGUAGUAGACCAAGAUUUAGCCAUGACAACAGAACUUAUUACCGAUGCAUUUAUGAGCGAGUUAGAAAUGGCGCCGGGAAGGACCCCGGAGGACAAUGGGCGGCGUUCUCCGACAAACGAAAGGAACCCUGGGAAAAGGACAAUGAAAGAAGAGAAUGUGGCCGAGGCAAACGCAAAGUUAAAACGAGAGAUUGUAAAAGAAGUACGGAAGCCUGGAAGGGAUUUCUCUCGGUUAUUCAUGCACCUCCACACCCUCCAGGGUGACCUGGACACCAAGAUGGUCUUCGUCAACGGCAUCAUCCGGGAGGCGGGUCGCUUCAAGAGGAGGCGGCUCAUCGAGAUGCUGGAAGCGUUCCAACAAGCCCUCGCUAAGUACGAGAUGAAUCACAAUAACGGAGGAGGCGGAGCGGCGAUGGGCAAUGCCAAGAAGAAGAAUAAAAAAAUCAAAAGAAAUCACAUCGUGGCAUCGGGAACACCGAGGUAGCACAUGCUGUAACUUUUUUUUGUUAUUACUUGUGUUGCUUAGGUGCUGUUCAGAAAAGUCAAUGAUCUAAAAAGUCAAGGUUUUUUUUUUCUUCUCAAAAUUGUGGAUGGGUAGAGUCAAGGGAAUUAACCGAACAUCGCAGUUUGGUUUUUAUUUUUAAAAAACUAGUAGGGGAGAUGGCUUUAGGUUUCGAUCCAAACCGGACCUUCGUCAGAGGCAUCAACAAGUACAAACAUAAACAUAUCGGUUUAUUAACAGAAGAAGAAGAAAAAAAUUUCCAGUUUGGCAAGAUCUUUAAUUUCAUUCCUGACUUAAGUACAAAGUUGUUUGUUUAAGCCAGGAAAGCAAUUGGAAACUACUGAUGUUUGAGAUCUUUGAAUUAAAAUAUCUGGGGUUGAUUUCACAAAGAUUUAGGACUAGUCCUAUCUAAGGACUAGUCCCAGGAGAUAUUACAAACGUAUUGCUAGUCCUAACUCCUAAGUUUGGACGAGGAACUCGCCCUAAGUCGAGAUAAGACUAGACUUGAUGACAA